AUGAACUUAAAAAAGGCUAGGAAAUCUAAUUCAAAUGAAGAUUGGGCAACAUACCGUAGGACUAGAAAUAUAAUAACAAACAGAAUCCGCUCAGCGAAAGAAAAAUAUCAUAGGAAUUUUAUUUAUGACAAUAGUCAUAACCCACGAUCGUUUUGGAAAACUAUGAAAAAGGUCUUUCCUGUAGAGAGUAAACAUGUGGCGACCAGGGAUGCCGGAAGAUCGAUAUUAGCGGGGGCAGAUAUUCAUAUAUUCUUGUUCACAGACUGUAAAAACAAUCGAUUUCAAAAGAAAUUAAUUGGGCAGAACAGGAAUAUAUGAAUAUCUGCACCCGCUAUUAUCGAUCUUCCGGCAUCCCUGGUGGCGACUAAUACAUUGAUUGAUGGAAAACUGAGUAAAGAUAAACAACAAAUUGCUAACGCAUUUGGUGUAUACUUUACUGAAACAGUAUCGCGGCUGCACCAAUCGCUUAGUAAUCUUUGUAAAAACAUCGGAAAUAUUACAUCGCAGUGUUUUUUCAAACGUUUAAAUAGUGGUUUUGUAUUUAAAUUCGAGGAAGUGAAAGAGCAGUUUAUUCUAAAUAAUUUGCGUAAAAUUGAUGUUAAGAAAGCAGCUGGAUUAGAUAAUACACCACCACGACUUCUGAAAGACUCCGCUAAUGUUAUUGCCAGACAACUCACAAAGAUCAUUAACGUAUCCCUCGAACAAGGAACAAUGCCUGAUGAUUUCAAACUUGCUAAGGUAAUUCCUGUUUUUAAGAAAGGACAACCCGGAUAUAUGGACAACUACAGACCGAUCUCAGUUCUUCCCACAGUGUCUAAGCUAUUAGAGAAAGCAGUCCAUGAUCAUGAGCAGUUGUAUAGAUUUUUAACAACGAAUCAUCUCUUGAAUCCUUACCAGUGUGGUUUCCGUAAAUAUCACUCAACGGAAACUGCGGUUAUUUCUCUCACAGACUCUAUUCGAAGGAACAUUGACCAAAAGAUGCUUACAGGAGCCAUAUUUGUAGACCUUAGGAAGGCGUUUGACACCGUAGACGCUCCCUACUUUUGGCCAAGUUGGAGAGUUACGGCGUAG
Messenger RNA from Paramuricea clavata, 1071 nucleotides. Lineage: Eukaryota; Metazoa; Cnidaria; Anthozoa; Malacalcyonacea; Plexauridae. The record is from the annotation of a GenBank genome assembly.